Molecule: messenger RNA, 1998 nt
Organism: Schizosaccharomyces japonicus yFS275
Lineage: Eukaryota; Fungi; Ascomycota; Schizosaccharomycetes; Schizosaccharomycetales; Schizosaccharomycetaceae
Product: UBA/TPR/DNAJ domain-containing protein Ucp7
Exons: 2
Coding region: 1-1998 (665 amino acids)
Source: RefSeq, a predicted model, not a curated record
AUGGAUGACUUGCUGGAUCUCGAUUUUGAUGCGUCUAAAAAACCUUCAACGCCUUUGCAGCCUGCAUUGACGCAACCGUCAGUUGUUACGUCUCGGUCGUCUUCUGCAAUUCCAUCCAGCACGACACGGACACCACAAGCUUCUGCAGAUCCGUUCGCAACGUUGUUCGAGAAGCGGGUCAAGAAGCAGCCUCUUGCCGCUCUUGAACAGCAGAUGAAUGCUGCUUCUGCCUCUCCAAAACCCGCUUCUCAGCCCCAGGAUUUACUUUUGGACUUGUCAGCCUUGGAACAAUUGUCUGUUCACACCAGCAAUGAUUCCGCCAGCAAGGCCCAGUCUUCUCAAAUAAUUGAACCGCAGGACAAUGCUGCUGCGUCCAUCCAAGUUCCCGUUCCGUUCAAACAAACCGAUUUGUCCCACGUGAUGAUGGCUAAUAGUAUUGGACAACAAAUGCUGCAUAGCGCUUCUCCUUUGGACGACUCCAUUUCCCAUUCCGUUCCUCCUCCAGCUGAACAGACGCCCAGUUCUACUCCUGCUGCAACUCAUGCCCCUCCGGCUUCGGCGCCUGUCUCUCCUUCCAUUGUACGACACUUGCAGCACAUGGGUUUUGAGAAAGCACAAGCGGAGCGUGCUUGUAAACAUGCUGACUCCGUCGAAGAAGCAAUUGAUUACAUUCUUAGUGAGCGCGCAGCAAACACGCACACACCUCCUCAAAAACAAACCUCAACUCAAUCGUUUACCUUCCCUAAAAAUGACUUUCAAAGCAGCGCCUCCGAGUUAGGUCGUAAUCUCCUUGCAAAGGCUACCGAUCUUUGGAACAUUGGUCGACAAAAGUUUCGUGAAGCAGUUGAAAACUCGCACAGGCAAUCGUCAUCUCAACCGCGUUGGAUGGAACAAGCCGAACGUUACAGGCCGUCCACACCUACUCGGCCUGUCUCUCCGCGACGAACAAAGACACCGUCUGCAAAAGUUGUUGAAGCUGCAACCCCAUCAUUGUUUGAUUCAUUCACACAACAAACAUCCUCUUCUCCGUCAUUGCUAUCUAGUGUAAAAACUCCAAAAACUCCAGUCGAAACCGUGCCCGAAAAGGUCGCUCGUACGGAGGCAGUUCCCGAAACAGUAACUCAAAUGCAACAAGAAGGAAACGAGCUAUUCCGGCAGGGAAAUUUUGACCAAGCCAUUGUGCUCUUUACAAAUGCUCUUCAAUUACUUCCUCCUCAGCAUGCGCAGCGUGUUUUACUUCUCGGAAAUCGUGCUCUUGGUUACCUGAAAAUAGGUGAUGCUCGCCGCUGCCUACAGGACUCCCAAGAAGCCACAUCCAUUAUCGGAGCGGGUGAAGGAGAAGGUCAGCUGUUACAGAACAAGGAUGCAAGUGAUCUAUUUGUCAAAAACUCCAUCCGAAAGGCACAGGCUUACGAGAUGCUAGAACAAUAUACGGAAGCACUUGCGACGUGGAAACACCUAUUUUCUCGUGGAAAGACUUCUAAAGUUGUGCUCGAAGGCAAGACCCGAUGUGAACGUGCUCUCAAUCCUCGAGCAAACGCUACUGCACCGACACGCUCUUCUGUUUCAACAGCGUCUACCCCAGCACGGACACGACCUCCUUCAGCAACAACCGUUCCGGUUACAGAAUCAGAGGCCUUUAAACACACGCAGGAACACUUUGCGGCUGCGGAGAGACAGGAUCAGGAACGUGACAAAAUCAGAGACGAGGUUUUGUCUACAGUUGAUCAAUGGAAAGCAGGAAAAGAGGACAACAUACGCGCACUCUUGGCAUCUCUCCACACAAUUCUAUGGCCAGAAUGCUCUUGGAAAACAGUUCAGUUGUCGGAGUUGGUGCUUCCGAAGAAGGUGAAGAUUGCUUACAUGAAAGCAAUUAGCAAAGUCCAUCCCGACAAGCUCGCAAAAGACACAUCUCCUCGCAACCAGUUCCUUGCGGAAUCGGUGUUUAGUAUCCUUAAUCGUGCCUGGGAUACUUUUCGUCAAACUAACCAAAUUUAA